CCUGCUAGCCGUCCGUCGCUGUGUGUUGUUGUCGAAGCAAUGAUGGCGGCAGCGGGAUGCGGAUCAGCAACCGCGGCUGCCGGAGGAGGCCAAGGUGGAGCCGCUGCGGCCAGAGGUCGUUUCCCCGGUCGGCCUUGGUCGUCUCGUAGUCGUUUGCGCUCAGAGAAGCGCUGGCAACUCGGGCGCUCGGGCUUAGAAGCUGAUGAUGUGACUUGCGGAGGGCCGAGGCCCACAAACCUGGUUGUAUCGCUAAACGAAGACCAGUCUCACUUGCGCUUACUUGGAAUAGAGGCGAGCCACAAGACCCUUGGCCAGGCUGGGUACAGCUCUAGUGGGAGUGAAGAGGUGAGGUCCCAAACCGACUCAGGAGACGAUGACUUCCAAGGUUUUGAAGCGCUUAGAAAAAGCUCCAAAGGAGCGCUAUGGUCUCGGAAAAACCCUUCCAAAGGUGAUGUUAACACAAAAUCCAAACGACGACGUGAGAAGGUAGUGUCAACUAUGCCAGCUGAGGAGGCAGCUAUUUGUCCACCACAUCCUCUUAAAAAUGAACAUUUGGUGGAGGAGAAGCACAUUGCGUCUUCCAAAUCAGAGCCUGCUAAAGGUUCCAGGAAACGUGCAAAAGUCAAGAACACGGCAGAUCAGGAGCUGACCAAAGGUGGAGCGUUGUCGCCAGCACCAAGGAUUACAAUAAAGUUGGUGGCGAAAAAGAAAGUUAAAACAGUAAAGGAAUCUCGUGAAAAGUCUCUCAAGAAGAUGAAGCUAAAAGGAAUUGAGGCGAAGCCCCAAGCCGAGAACAUUCAGGCUGAAAACGUUUCUACUGCUCAUGUUAAAUUAAAACCUGAACCACCUAAGGAGGUUGCAGAUGAUAAAGAACUAGGGACUUUACCUGCAAGAAGACGUGGACGAUCUGCUUCAAAAGGGACGGUACCAACUGACAAGGUAUGUGCCAAAGUUGUGGCUGAUGACCAGAAAUCGCAAGAGAGAGAAUCAGUGGUUCAACCUGACAUAGUGAAAGAGACUGUUGAGUCAAAAACAAACACAAAGAAGCCGAAGCGUAAUCAACAAGCCAUUCGGCGGAGUAACAGAGUCACCAACCCGCUCUCACAACCUUUCUUGGACGCUGCAGCUGAACCAGAAACUCUAAUGAAAAGUGAUACAAUUGUUACAAAGGCAAAAGUGUCCAGAAAAGCUGAGUCAAAAGUUUCUUUGAGGAGGGGCAGACAGAGGAAAAGUAAAAGGCUUAACAAGAAUGUUCCACUUCCAGAAAACCACAGUCCAUCCUCCACAGUAACUGAUCCUUUAGCCGUGCAACCCAGUGAUGGGUCACUUUCGAACAAACAGGCAAGGGUCCCAAGCUUGAAGUUGAUAAAAACGAGGAAUCCCAAAUAUGAUGCGCAGUCCAGCGGAAAGUCAAUGCGAAAAAAGAAGCGGAAAAAAUUUAUCUGGACUUUAUCAUUAGUUAAGUUUGUGAGUCCGAUCCAGCCUGCUGAAAACAUUGUCAAGCUUACAGAGAGCGCAUCUGAAGCGGACCCGUCCACUCUAAGUGACAGUAAUGUCGACAAGGGUCUGACGGGGGUCGAGAAGCAGUUAGAACUGGACAACUCAGUCCCACAGGAGAGCACCCUGACAGACAGUGAAACAAAAAACUGCCUAAAUGGAACAUGCGAGAAAAUUUCUGCUUUACAAGUGGAAGUUAUACAGGAUGGAAAUGAAAGCUCUCCCCAAGAAGCCACUCAGCUGGAUUGUGGGAAAGUUGUCCCACCUUUUCAAAUAAAAAAGCUCUCCUCUCCCGGUAGGCAUAAAAAAUCCAAGACGUCCUUUUUGGUUCAGCAGGUUAGUCCUGUUUCUGAAAAGAAAGACAAUGCUACUAAAGAGGUAGACAAAGUUCAAGAAGAUAAAGCCCCUUCUCCAGAGCCGGACGUCCUCCCAACCAGGAGACUACGCAGAAGAAUAUUAACCCUUGAUUCGCCUCCCAAAAAGUCAGUCAUUCGUAAACUGGUGACGACGACGCCGAAGCGACGGUUGAGAACGAGUCCACAAGUUGAAAAUACACCACAGGUGGAUGUUGAAGCACCUGCUCAGGUUUUAACAGAAGAGUCCAACUCACAAGUUCUCCCUGAAAACUCCUCGCAUGAAAUGAGUAAAACAUCCUCACAGCAGUCUAGCAUUGUUUCUGAUCCUCUCGAAAAGGAUUCCUCACAGAUAACUGAUGCUCCUGUAGUGGUGCCUGUUGAAGCUUCGCCACAGAAGACAGAGAAUGAGGCCGAACCACAAAUUAAUGAGGCCAAACCAUUGCCAGUGCCUUCUAAACCCAAGAGACGUCACAAUAAUAAAUUAGGGAAAAAGCGGUCUGCUCCAAGGAAGAAGGCAGUUGUACCUAAAGAAAGUGCGGUCAGUACAGAAUUAAUCACUGUUGACUCUGCAAAUACAGAGUCUCUACAAAAGGAAGACCAGGCUCUAGUAACAGAAGCAAGUCAGCCUGAGGCAAAAGAAAGUGUGGAGCCUGAGGAAAAGCAGGUGACUGUAUCCGUAGAGGAAGAGCCGAGGCAGCUACCAGUAAAAGAGGAAACAGACAUCCACUUGAUAGAUUGUCAGCCACUAUUGGCUUUGGAAAGUCAAGCAAAUGAUCCAAACACAUUAUGCUUGCAGAAGAAAUCCCACAAGAAAGGAAAAAAGAGGCGUAAAACUCUAAUUGGGCAGCGUCAGAAGCACAGACACAGGAACACGGAUGGAAAGUUUGCUCCUCUUAACUCACCAGAAAGCCAGGAAACAUUUGAAAAGGAUAUACCGAUCUCAUCAGAUGAUACCACCCUAGCCCUUGGUCCUAAACUUGUUGGUGUGCAUAAAAAGUACAAAAAGAGACGACCUGCCAUUCCAUUUGACUCAAAAAGGCCACAGCCAGAGUCUAUCCUUUCUACACUGAUAGAAAUUGGGCUUGACAAAGAGGACACUGAUUUGAAAGAGGAAGAAACCGACUCAUUCGUGGAUGGGCCGAGACCAGAUGCUGUCGACGUGCCGCCUGGCAAAACAAAGUUUGUCAAAAACAUCAAACACUUCAUAAUGCCUGUUGUAAGUGCAAGAUCCUCUCGAGUGAUUAAGACCCCACAAAGAUUUAUGGAUGAUGUUGGAAUGUCCAUGCUGCCGCGUAGAAACUCCCCCAAAAAAGGUUUGCAACUGGGCUUGCAAAUACGCACUGGAAAGAGACGAGAUGAAGGGACGGGACAAGCCACUUCCCCCAUCCUACCGCUCGGACAGGAGGACAUAUUGAGAGAAGCCCAGCUGGAUCUGGACCUGCUUUCAGCGGAUGAUCUGGAUGACACAGCCGAUAUAACUGACAGUCUGUUUUCUGAGGAAAAAAGUGACAAAAUGGAAAAGAAAAGCGCUGUUUUGAAGGACUCACCUUUGAAGUGGGAUCUACCUGCAGAGUUGACGGAGGACAUUUUUACACCGGACAAAACUCCACAGGACCAAUGUGAGAAUCUGUUUUUAUGUCCCCCAGCUGAUAAACACAGAGAAGUCUUUUCUGCUGGCCUUUUGGAUGCUCAGAAAAAGAACCCCCCGCUAAAGUUUAAUAAGCAAACGGCUCACUUUAAGAUUUAUCAAAGACUAAACAAGUUGCACAAAGGACUUCCCCAAAGCAAAAGUGCAACAGAUGUGGAAAGUAGCAAAGCUCUUCAGUUGCCUGUUGAUUUAGCUGAAGGGCUUGACGAUGAGGCCAUGAGCAUUAGCCUGAGGCAGCGCAACACUGACACUGUGAAGGAAAAAUCCAAGCUGAAGAUAGAAGACCUAGGCGCACCAGGAGUUGUGAGAAAAGUUUGUAUUAAAGCUACAAAGUCCAUGUCGCUUGCUGAUCGGGACAGUGAAAAAGAGGAUUCAGCAGGGAAGGACGGCGUCAAGCUUCAGUCAGCGGAGCUGCCGUUAAUAAAGGAUUCAGCUGCAUGUGAAGACAACCAUCCUGCAUCUGUGGGGAAAGGAGCCUCGCAGAGAGCACGUCUUACUGGCGCGAAUAAACGAAUGUUCAACCUCCUCAGAAAAGCCAAAGUUCAGCUCAUGAAGAUUGACCAGCAGAAACAGAUGAAGUCAUCAGGGCUAUUAUCUGGGCCUGCUGGCGUCCGAUCGAGAAACUUGACAUCUAAGAGACAAAGGAGGAAGCAGAGGGUGCAGCUUGAGACCGAUGUUCCAAUCAAGACAGAGCCACCUCAAGGACAACCGCAGCUCAUCUCGCCGCUGUGCCAAGAGUUCCGUCAAGCAGGAGGUCCACGCAUCAAGCAUGUGUGUCGUGCCGCUUCCGUGGUGCUUGGACAGCCUCGGGCCUUGGUACCAGAUGACAUUCCCAGGCUCAGCGCUCUCCCUCUGCAUGAAAGAACCGGCAUCUCUCCCUCAGCUGUCGCUAAGGAUGUUGCAGAUGGCUCACUAUCAGAAUCAGACAGUCCGGAUUUCUCAGACUCAAAAGUCACUAAGGUCAAGAAGACCUCCAACUUUGUAAAACGAAAAGGACUCGGGCCUUUUGGGUACCGCUCUCGCAGAUGUGGUGUAUGCAAGGGUUGCAACCACGAAGAGGAUUGUGGGACCUGCAUCAACUGCCUUGACAAACCCAAGUUUGGUGGUCCCAACACCAAACGACAGUGUUGUGUGUACAAAAGAUGUGAUCAAAUUGAAGAGAGGAAAGCCCGCAGACUAAGUGGAAGAACGGCACCCAAAGGUUCAAAACGACGGCGAUCCUCUUUCAGUGGCGGGCAUUCAAGUAAUGAUGACGAGUUGGAGGGUUUGGCAGACUCGCCUUCUGGCCUUCAGCCUGACAGUAACAGUCCGUCUGUAAGGAAGCAGCCAAAGCGUGUUGUAAAACCGCGUGUCUACUUUGACCUGGUGGACUAUGAUUCAGAUCUGGAUGAAAAGGACUUCAGCUCAGCCUCACCAGCAAGAAGGAGAGGCAAUGGGCAUCGUUUGAGUCCGGACUUUGUUUCACUGGAUGGAUUCCUUGGCGAUAUAUCAGAUGAAGAGAUCCGGCAUCGGAAAUCUAGCUCACAUCGUGUGCCAUCUGUUCGACGCAAACCUGAGAAGGGUUUGUCAUCACAGGCUCCCUUUGAAGAGACGCCUCCAAGUGUCCUGGCUGCCCUAGCUAAUGGAUUUGAGCAGAGGGAAGUUGAGUCUUCGAAACCCACCCAUAAAAUCCGGGUCGACUUCAAGGAGGACUGUACUUUGGAGAAUGUUUGGAACAUGGGUGGUUUAAGUAUACUGACCUCUGCACCAAACAUGCCACCACAUGUGUGCCUCCUUUGUGCCAGUAAAGGGCAACGUGAGAUGUUGCAUUGCCAAGUGUGCUGUGAGCCCUUCCACUGGUUUUGCCUUAAAGAGGCUGAGCGCCCCUCAGUGGAAAACAAGGAAAACUGGUGUUGUCGUCUCUGCAAGUUUUGCCAUGUGUGUGGCAGAAAAAAUAAGCAAUCAAAGCCCUUGUUGGAGUGCGAAAGAUGUCAGAACUGCUAUCAUGCUUCCUGUCUCGGACCAAAUUAUCCAAAACAAAACAAGAAGAGGAAAGCCUGGGUUUGUAUGACAUGCAUCAGGUGUAAGAGUUGUGGGGUCACACCUGGAAAGAGCUGGGACAUUGACUGGAACCACGAUAAAGGACUCUGUCCUGACUGUUCACAACUUUAUGAACAGGGUAAUUAUUGCCCAAUCUGCUUUAAGUGCUAUGAGGACAAUGAUUACGACAGUCAGAUGAUGCAGUGUGGCACAUGUAACCACUGGGUACAUGCCAAGUGUGAGGACCUAACAGAUGAACUGUAUGAGAUCCUGUCCAGCUUACCAGAGAGUGUGGUGUAUUCGUGUCGGCCAUGCAGUGUGACUCAGCCCAGUGCCUGGAGAGAACUGCUCUACAUCGAGCUCCGAUCUGGAGUAGAGAAGGUUCUAGCCUGCUUGCUGUCUUCCACCCUCACACAGCACCUUGUUACCUGCUCCCAGUGUGAAAAGUUAGUUGGACCUGACAGUGGAAUCGAAGGACAACCCGCCUGUGACCUCCGAGCUGUGGGCAAGAAGUUUGACAAGGGCCUUUAUACGACGUUGAAAAUGUUCCAUGAAGAUGUUGUCCAGGUGGUGAAAAAGAGGCUUGAACAAGAAGAAAACCUUCCAGAAGAGCAAAGACCCACUGCCCUAGCACGCUCGUACUAUUUAAAGCUACUGGAGGAGGUCUUCAAUUGGUUCAACGGUCAAGACCCAAAAGUGUGGAACUCGUGUACAAAAACUUUGCCCAUGGGGAUGCUUCCACAUGCUGUUCAUCCUCCUUCCACGGAGCAUGUCUAUGCCCAGUGGCAGGAGAGGGCGGAGCUACUAUCCAGAAAUCCUUUGGAACUAUUGCUGGAUGACAAUGGACAAAGUUUAGAUGAAAGAAAAGAUGAGGUGGCUCCUCCAAUGUCUGCACAGCAUACAAGCUGGAACCACUUCCAAGCCAGCAGUGCCUUCCGGCAUAAGUCUAAAGGAAAAAGGGGACGGCUUUCAAAAGCGGAUCUGGACACAGGCUGGUCAAAGGAUGAUGAGAGACAGUGCGCGUUGUGCCAAAAAUAUGGAGACCGUAAACCCAAUGAUGCCGGCAGGUUGUUGUAUCUGGGCCAGAAUGAGUGGGCGCAUGUCAACUGCUGUCUGUGGUCAGCGGAGGUGUUUGAAGAGGAAAAUGGCUCUUUACUACAUGUACACAGUGCUGUCACAAGGGGUCGCUUGAUGCGGUGUGAACGGUGCAACCAGACAGGCGCCACAGUUGGGUGCUGCCUGACUUCUUGUCAGAGCAACUAUCACUUUAUGUGUGCCCGCUCCCGUCACUGUGUAUUCCAGGAUGACAAGAAGGUCUACUGCCACAAACACAAGCAUCUGCUCAGUGGAAAGGUGAUAACCGGUCAGGAUUUUGAAGUAAACCGACGGGUUUAUGUGGAUUUUGAAGGCAUCAGCCUCCGCCGAAAGUUCUUGACUGGACUGGAGCCAGAGUUUAUCAAUGUCAUGAUUGGUUCUUUACAGAUUGAUAAACUUGGUGUCCUGUCAGAAUUUUCUGCAAACAAAGGAAAGUUGUUUCCUGUGGGAUUUCAGUGUUCUCGCUGGUACUGGAGCACUUUCAAUCCACUGCAAAAAUGCAAAUACACAUGCACAGUCCGGGAGGUCCAACCUUUAAUACCAGAGAAACCCAUUGAGGAGAUGCCUGACCAAGGAGACAAUCACACCAUUGAGCACAACCCCUGUCCAUUACUGGAAUCUAAGACCCAAGAGACCGAUUUAUCAGAAUCACAGCUCCAACCUGAGGAACCUAUUGUUACAGUUCAAUCUACAAAACCAGAUCAUGGAGUAAAGCCAAAGAUUCCCAGCUAUCCACAAACCAGGAGACCAGCUGGAGGAAUGUCUCGACCUUUACCAUCCCCAGGAGCAAUACCAAUAAAACCUCACCACAUACUAACAGUAAGUGAUCUGGAGGAGACCCGAAGGGCUCGACGCCACAACCCCCACUCAAAGACAACAGGCAUACGCAGUAACAUGUCUCCUGCUCCUCUGGGACCCCCAACUGGACCAGUCACUCUUCGUGCAGGGAAAUCUUCUCUUCCAACUUCCCCGCUGUUCUCAAGUGCUACUUCAGACAACCUGAUCAAUUCUUCAUCAGCCCGCCCAAUUGGGGGCAGAAGUGCUUCCUCAGUCCGUUGCCCUGGAAACGUGAAGACCCAUUGUGCCUCAUCUUUCUUUCCUCAGUCUCCCUGGCAGGACAGUGCAGCAACAUUUGCACCUCCAAGCCUGUCUUUCUCUCCAUCCCUACAUAAUUUACCCAGAACUCGUUUAUCGUUUGAUCUGAGUCAAUCAGAUUCUGUUGAAGUGCCGCACAAUUUCUUGGCAUCACCAGAGCCGGAAGACGUCUCUCCAGCUAAUGGCACUUCACCUCAGAGGGACUUGGACGAACAGAAAGAUGAAGACCAAUUUACCUUUACUUCAUAUCACAAGGAUCCCAACAUGACUCUGGGACAGGAGAUGAGGACAGAAUUGGAGAUUGAAGAGACAAUCCUGAAUGAAGUUGUGGCUAUGAACUGUGGUGGACAAAUAGUGGUGGAAGGGGAUGAUCAGGAUGAAUUUUGGGGUCGAGCCCAAGAAGUACAGAAAAGAAAAUCCCUUGUUGCCAGUCUGCCGCGGUCGGCAGCCUCAGGAAGAAAUGACUUGGACAACACCUCCUCUGAUGACGAUAUGGAACAUUACUUUGACUUCUCUCGGACUAUUGUUAGCUGUCCUGGGUCUAAAGAUCAUUCCAGGUCACCCACAUCUGCUUCCUCCCGGAACAUGGCUCAACUGGAUGGUGUAGAUGAUGGAACAGAGAGUGAUGAACCUCAAAAAGUUGGUGAUUCUGGUAAAAAGAUCCCAACCAAGAACCUAACUAACAGUGACGUCCCUGAAUCAGAAACAUUUACUAGCACCAAUAGAAUUCUGAAUCAGAACCUCAAAUUCCCAUCCAGUUACAAGCACAAAGAUUCUUCAUCUCUGACUAUCUCAUCUGCAGUCAGUAACCCCAUGGAAACAUUUCAAAAUCCUCCAGGAACUUCAAAAGAGAUCAGCAUUGGGUUGCUCUCACCACAAAUGCCUGUGGCCUCUACUCACAAUGUGGAAAAUGCUGACAGAAAGCAGGAAAGUGUGCUUCCUACCCUUGAGGGGGUCCCUAAUUCACUGACAAAGGUGCCUGAGAGCUCCUAUUCGGAGCAGUUUCUAAAGAGUUCAUGUGUAGAGUUGGCCUCUGGAAUACCUGCUGCUGUUGAGCUACAUGACUGUACUCCCCAUUCAGGAGAGAUGGUUCCUGUAUCAGAAUGCACACAACCAGAAAGUAAACGGGCUGAACUGUCUCAACCCCUGAAGUCAAAAUCUGGUAGCAGCCACGUUGUGCCAUCAGCUGAAGGCUCUGCUGUGUUAGGGAACCACAUACCGGGCAACUCCGUGGCAAAUUCCACUGACAAUGCCCAGUGUGCCCAAAAAUCGACAUAUGUGCAAUGUCCUUCUCAAGGACUUUCAGACUCUCUUCAGAUGUACUCCAGUUUGCGAGCUUUCACGCAGCCUUCUCUCACAAGUAUCACACUACAGCCAGUGAAUUCAUCACAAGAUUCAACUUUUGAUCAAAGGGACGCCUUAUUUAACAAAUUAACCACCUUAACUCCUGUUCGAGACCCAACACAGACUCUGCAAAAUUUUGCACCCCAAAACAAACCCUUAUCAGGGACAUGUGUCCAAGCAGAAACCUCUGGUAGCAUCUCGGUAGCCAUGCAAUCCACACAGGCACAGCCUUUGGGUUCGACAGCUGUCACCAUUGUUUCUUCCUCUACUUCAAUAUCUUCUCUUCCUGGAGUUAGUGCACCUGCUCCAACAUCAUUCCAAACCACCUCAUCCCCUGUGAUUUUAAAUGGGUACAAUUCUGCCUCACCUGGUCACACAAUCUCGAUAAACUUUUCUACACCAAGGCCUGCUUUAGAACCUCAGCAACCAGUGGUAUCCCCAGCUCUGCCUGGUCAUGCCAUUCUGACUGUGAAGGAAGUUGGAGGUCCAAAUGUGGACUCUACGCCUCAUGUCCUGUUGGUGAACCGUCUUGGGCAGAUUUUUGUCAAGAACCCAGACAGCAACACAUUCCAGCUGCCAAAUCCUAAUGCUCCAUCCUUUAACUGUGUCACGCAGAUCGCCAGUCUUUUGCAAAGCAAUGCACUGUCCGCCACCCUAGCAGCAGCUGGAAACAUGUGUACUGCACCUCCCGGGACAAGCAUAAUGUCCACCGCUUCCACGACGGCCACUAUUGCAGAGCAGAUUCCUACCACAGUUACACAGUUGCUCACUCACAAUAGCAAUGGGGCAUUGUCAUCAAUUAAUGUAAAAAAGUCAAAAAAGAAUACAAAAAAACCCAAAGAUGAAGCUGGCUCCGAAAAGAAAAAGACUAAGAAAAAGAAAGAGUCCAGUGCAUCAAAAAAAUCUAAGUCCCCCAAGAUAGUGGCGCAGUCUACUUUGUCAAAAAAGGGUUCGGACAUAUCUCCUGCGGAGAGUGCCGAAGCAAUUAUCAACCAAGCGAUGGCAAGCAACUACACCCCUAAGUGGAGCGGACUUCGUACACUAACCCCUUCGUCACUGGUUUUGCCCCCUGGCCUACUCAUUGAGCCUGAACCCCCAGCACCGUGCCCCAAAACAGCACCUAGUCCUGCAUGCCGCCCUCGCACACACGUCCGCAUGAAGAGAGUGUCGUCGCUUUCUGACCGUAUUGUCACAAAGAAGUCUAAAGUGGAUUUCCUAGCUUCUGAACCUACCAGCGAGGACGAGUGCAACCGGCCAAGUGUACCAAGUGUCUCCUGCAGGGCAUCUGGAGUUCGCAUCAAAACUCCGACUGUGAAAGGAAUACUAAACCUGGAUGAGUUAAAACAGGAGCGUCAAAGUGAUUCUGAAAGCUCCGGGUGUGAACCUUGGGACUAUAUGUCUCGAGGUGAAUACGGCAAGCAGCAAACUUUGGAGCCAGUCGGUCACAGCACCUUUAUUGACUGGAAGAAAUACUCUGGCGCUGGUUCUGCCUCAGAUGACGACUCGCCACUGUGCGAUGAAGACGAGGAGUGUUUGCCAAACAAAGAUCAGCCACACUUGCGAUUCCACAUAAGCAGUGAUGAUGGCUUCAGUGUGGAGGCAGACACUAUUGAGGUGGCUUGGAAAGCGGUGAUAGACGGUGUGCAGGAGGCACGAGCGAUCGCAAAGUUGAGACCUCUGGCUUUCCAGAGGAUCACUGGUGCCCGAAUGCUCGGUCUGCUCCACGACGCUGUGGUCUUCUUGCUGGAACAACUUCAAGGAGCACACCGCUGCCAACAUCACGCAUUCCGUUUCUUCAAACAGUUCAGCCAGGAAGAUGAUCUGCCUGUCAAUCCCACUGGCUGUGCCCGCUCUGAACUCUACCUUAGGAAGUCCACGUUUGACAUGUUCAACUUCCUGGCAUCUCAGCAUAGGCAGCUUCCUGACAUUGGGUCUUAUGACGAUGAAGAAGAUGAUGUUCUUUUGAAGUCCACAAGACGGGCCACUAGUUUGGAAUUGCCGAUGGCCAUGCGCUUCAGACAUUUGGAAAGAACAUCAAAAGAGGCUGUCGGCGUGUACAGGUCUGCAAUCCAUGGGCGUGGACUCUUCUGCAAGAGAAAUAUCGACGCAGGCGAGAUGGUCAUCGAGUAUGCUGGCAUUGUCAUUCGCUCGGUGCUCACUGAUAAAAGGGAGAAGUACUAUGAUGGCAAGGGUAUUGGCUGUUACAUGUUCCGUAUCGAUGAUUUUGAUGUGGUGGAUGCGACCAUGCACGGCAACGCGGCCAGAUUCAUCAACCACUCAUGUGAGCCCAACUGCUACUCGCGAGUGAUCAAUGUGGAGGGCCGCAAGCACAUAGUCAUCUUUGCUUUGAGGAAGAUCUACAGGGGAGAGGAGCUGACCUAUGACUACAAGUUCCCUAUUGAGGACGCCAGCAACAAGCUCAACUGUAACUGCGGCGCCCGGCGCUGUCGACGUUUCCUCAACUGAGAGAUCGGUCGUUGUUUGAAACGGAGAGAUUCUUGUUUACUCGAAAGCCUUAAAUUAAGGUGGCACUGGAUGGAGCUCCCGACAUGUUGAAGGCACUCAGCUACUUUUGAGACAAGUUGACAUUGUUCCGUGUGCAUGGAUCGGAGGAGCAGAAGAGGAGGUUGUCCUACACUGAUGCGUGUUAGAACGGUACCCUUGGCUGCCUGUGACGACGUCUCACGUUUUGAUUAUUUAUAAUAUGGUUGGGGCCACAUUUCUUGGAUACACACAUCAAGCCUUAUUUGUUGAAAAUCAAUGCUGAAAAGCUACUGCUUGGCUUUCAGAGAUACCUUAGGUUUUGGUCUUUUUCCGGAGGAGAGGAGUUGUCUUUCUGUAGUACAUUCGUAAUCAUCUUUGCUCCAUCUGGUAGUUGAAGGGAACAUUAAUGCCCUGUCUGUGUUGUAGUGAGGUCAGUUCUUCAGCCAUACAUUUCACCCGAACCUUAUUUUACUUUUUGACACGUUUCGUUUUGUGGACAUGUUUUAUUGCUUUUUUCCCCCCUUCCAGAUGACAACCAUGGUGCUAAGCAUUGAAAGGUAUUCUCAGGACUGAGAUGUCCUGCAGUUAAUACUUGGUUUAGCUGGGUGUUCACCCUUUUCAGAACACAUAUUUUAAAUAAAUGCUCUCUGGCAGUACUUAACAACAUUGGAUAACUCAUCAUCUUCUCUGUCCAUUUUUAGAGAUAAACAUUUCAGUGAAAUUAAUAGGCUUCUUUGAUGUACAGUGUAUGUAGCAAACACUAUCCAAACCAAAACGUUUUAGAAAGUUAUUUAUUCGGCUCUACUCGUUAGCUAUUCCAGCAAGACUGCCCCACAGUUGCACAUAAACGGCCGCACGAAUUCCCAUUUUGCGAAACCCGCUACUGUUUAUCUGUAAAUCGGGGAGAGAGUGCUGGUGUGAAUUGCCACAGAGUGUGUGCGUUCAGCUCCUGCAACAGGCUUUUUGUGAACAUGGUGCACAUACUUUGCAUCGCAACAAGCCAUUGAUGUGGAAAACAGAGCCGGGGAGAAUGCACUCAGCACCUAAUUUUAGGUAAUAAGGAAAUGUUGUUCUUAGUGAUGUUCAGUACUGUCUUUUAAUGAGCGUAAUUGAAUUCACACUGUUUGAAAUUAGUCGUGAUAUUUAUUCGCAUUUUUGAUUUUUACUUUUAAUGCUGAAAGGUUGUUUUGUAUAAAUGGUGGUGGGUGUACAGCUCCAUUUUUAGUACCCGUUUUGUUUACAAGUGUUGUCCUUUGUUUUAAUUUACUUGAAUUUUCUGUUGAGGCAAUCGAGUCAUACAUUUAUGGCCUUAUUUUUGAAAAAUUUUGAACCAGGUAUUUUAAAGAAUAUCUUAAUUUUAUUUCUUUUUUUUUGUUGUUGUUGUGACAAAUAACUGACAGUCUUGGAGAUUGCCACAGAAGUAAAUUGAGCACUGUUUGCCUCCUUAAACCCAUGCUCCCCAAUUCCACCCCCCACCCCCCAAAGGUUUUUGAGCAGAAUUUCAAUGUUUGUGUCAACAUCUGUGUCCAUUCUGCAUGUCCAAUCACUGAGAUGGAGCCCAGAUUUAGUGUCAAUCACCUAGCUAAAAAAAAAAAAACGGAACAGAGUCACUCACAACUCAUUGCAAGGAUUCUACCUCAGCUGUCAUGACAGAUGUUUGGGAAUACUGAUGCAAAAAUGGAGGAUAACUCUGUUUUAAUGUCUGCAGAGCUGGUGUGUGCUUGUCAGCACUUGACUUUGUGUCAUUUUAGGUGUGUGUGUUUGUGUUUUCAAUGAAGGAUGCAAAAUUGUAAUCAAACCUGAAAAAAAAGAAAAAAAGAUCAAGACCAUCUUGCCCAGAAUCUGUUAAGAAAGCUAUAUGUUAUAUAUACACACACACAAAUAUAUAAAUAUAUAAAUAUAUAUAGUAGGGUUAUUUUAAAGUAAGUGUAAAAGACAAAUGAGGAAAAUUGUGAUCUUUAAAUUUAUGUCUUUGUUACCAUGUACAAAUAAACCCUGAGUUUGUAAAUAUUUGUACACGUAUUUCUAAACCUGUUUAAUUUUUCUAUGCACUUUUUUAAUUUAUAUUAUUUGUUUAAAUAAAGAUGUUAAGAUGUUUCAAUAAA
Phycodurus eques (leafy seadragon) is the source of this 13643-nucleotide messenger RNA. It is a transcript of the gene kmt2bb, whose product is annotated as lysine (K)-specific methyltransferase 2Bb. The coding region runs from base 40 to 11520 and encodes 3826 amino acids. Lineage: Eukaryota; Metazoa; Chordata; Actinopteri; Syngnathiformes; Syngnathidae. Gene Ontology annotation, molecular function: DNA binding; protein binding; histone H3K4 methyltransferase activity. Gene Ontology annotation, cellular component: nucleus; histone methyltransferase complex. Gene Ontology annotation, biological process: positive regulation of DNA-templated transcription. The transcript has 36 exons. The record is from RefSeq and is a predicted model, not a curated record.